AUGUUGAGGGAUGAAAGAGAGUACCCUAUGACUACCUUAUUCACUUCCAUUUUUAGGAGGUUUGCUGAAAUUUUCAGGCAGAGACGUGCAAAUAUUAGCAGUUCAAUCAAUUUAUUUGUGCCUUCGGCUGAAAAGACGCUAAGGGAAAAGAUGAAUGAGGGCGACUCCUUAUUUGUCAAUAAUAUAAACGGGGAUGCCAACGAGUUCACCGUAGUCGGCAGUGGCCUAACUGCCAAAGUCAAUCUACUGAACAAAACAUGUACUUGUAGAGAGUACGACUUGGUGAAAUUACCGUGCGCUCACGAGAUAAAAGCAUUGAGAUUGAAGUACGGACCUGAUUAUGGUUCAAGCAUCUACGAGUAUUCCUCACCCAUGUAUAAAGUUCAGUCUUACAUUCUUGCAUUUGGUGAAACUAUUAAUGUAGUCCCUGCAGAGUCAGAAUGGGAAGUCCCAGAGAAGUACGCAAACAUGUAUAUUCCUUCACUCCCUUACGACCCCAAACUUGAAAGGAAGAGAGUUAAGCGUUUUCCUGGCGUUGCGGAAUCUUUCAAGUCCAAGGGAAUUAGCAAAGAGACGAGAAACAAGUGCUCAAUUUGCAAAGGGGCUGGUCACAAGAAAACAACGUGUCGAUAUUUGAGAGAGCAUCCCACUUGA
Messenger RNA from Lycium ferocissimum, 654 nucleotides. RefSeq lists its product as uncharacterized. NCBI's taxonomy places the organism in Eukaryota, Viridiplantae, Streptophyta, Magnoliopsida, Solanales, Solanaceae. The transcript has a single exon. Bases 1 to 654 code for a protein of 217 amino acids. Gene Ontology annotation, molecular function: zinc ion binding. The record is from RefSeq and is a predicted model, not a curated record.